CACGCUGUGCUGGGAGGCUGCUCGCUCGACGGCCGAAUCUCACGGCUAUAUGGCAGUCUAACAUGUUUUAUCACGAGGAGCGGUGGAGAAUCGUAACGAAUAAAUGCAUUCGAUGCUCUCCCGGUGGUACACGACACAUUCCCUGCGGCAGGGGCCAGCGAAGUAGCAAAGUUCCGACUUUUAGGACUGACAAUCAGCCGGGCGCACGAGCGGGACCACAGCAGUCGAUUCGGCUGGGCUCCCAGCUGCUGAGAGAGUUGUUCCAUCAUACCACGGCGCAGAAAACUUUCGAAGAAGAGAAAUGUCCGAAGCAGAGCGAGUUUUCAAGGUCCCCUUAGACGCUCCGUGGUACGUGGCUUGGAUACUCCCGCUAGUCGAGUACGCGGCUGUGAAUCCGUGGGAGUUCCUCCAGUACACGAUCAUGUGCUUGAGUCCCUUCUUGUGCCUCUCUGGGAUUCUAUCUUGGAAAUUGGCGAAGCAGCUCGAGAGGGAAGAAAAGUUGCGCAAAGCGCACGCGAAGCGAACAAACGCGAUCAAGCAGAGAAAGAUCAAGUAGUGGCCAAAACUCGACACUAUUCGCCGGGAACGACCCAUGGAUCCCAUGACGCAUCCCAUCGAGUCGGCUCGAAUAUCAAUUAUCAGGGAGAGAGCCAGAGCGAAUCACUAAACAACACCCGCUCCAUCGGGUGCUUCCGUUGAACGAUGUCAUUGCUGCCGAAUGGGUAUCAUCCUGCGUGAUAUUGUACUAGUGUUGUGAGACCGCAUUCGAGACCCGAUCUCACCGCGACAUUCCAAAUCAGGCCUCGGAUUCUAGAACGGCUCCGAGUCGGCAACGUUGUAAAUUCAUGAAGCUUUCUUAAUUUCUACCGAGCAAUAAAACGGCAGACGAUUCCGUUUGAUGGUGUGGCUUGAC
Molecule: messenger RNA, 913 nt
Organism: Galendromus occidentalis (western predatory mite)
Lineage: Eukaryota; Metazoa; Arthropoda; Arachnida; Mesostigmata; Phytoseiidae
Product: small integral membrane protein 15
Exons: 2
Coding region: 302-556 (84 amino acids)
Source: RefSeq, a predicted model, not a curated record